CAGAUCGACGUUCAUAACCAAAUUUGAUUGUGUGACUGAUUUCCUGGCGUUACCUUCCAUUUUGGCUGUAGGUGAAGUGGUACACGGGUUGAAGAAGUAGCGUGUAAAAGUUAGUAUUGGUAUUUCUGUGUGUAGUGCUUCUGAGGUUUGAAACACAUUUUAACAUGGCUGAUAAUGAUGACCUUUUGGACUAUGAAGAUGAGGAGCAGCCUGAACAGACUAUUGUGGAAGGAUCAGGAGAUACUCAGCCAUCCAAGAAGGAAGUGAAGGGAACGUAUGUGUCAAUUCACAGUUCUGGAUUCAGAGAUUUCCUGCUGAAACCAGAGAUUUUGAGAGCAAUUGUAGAUUGUGGUUUUGAACAUCCAUCAGAGGUGCAGCAUGAGUGCAUUCCACAGGCUGUACUUGGGAUGGAUAUUUUAUGCCAAGCAAAAUCUGGAAUGGGGAAAACAGCUGUAUUUGUCUUGGCAACUUUGCAGCAACUGGAACCAACAGAAAAUCAAGUGUAUGUUUUGGUCAUGUGUCACACUAGAGAACUGGCCUUCCAGAUCAGCAAAGAGUAUGAACGCUUUUCAAAGUACAUGCCACAAACAAAGGUUGGUGUGUUUUUCGGUGGCCUUCCUAUUCAAAAGGAUGAGGCAGAAUUGAAGAACAAUGUUCCACACAUAGUUGUAGGAACUCCUGGACGUAUUUUGGCAUUAGUUCGUUCAAAGAAGCUAAACUUGAAACAUCUGAAGCACUUCAUUCUUGAUGAAUGUGAUAAAAUGCUUGAAUUACUUGAUAUGAGGAGAGAUGUCCAAGAGAUCUUUCGCAACACUCCUCAUGGGAAACAAGUUAUGAUGUUCAGCGCAACGUUAAGCAAGGAGAUACGGCCAGUGUGCAAGAAAUUUAUGCAAGAUCCGAUGGAGGUAUACGUGGAUGAUGAAGCCAAGUUAACCCUACAUGGUUUGCAACAGCAUUAUGUGAAGCUCAAAGAAAAUGAAAAAAAUAAGAAGCUCUUUGAACUGCUUGACAUAUUAGAAUUUAAUCAGGUUGUGAUAUUUGUGAAAUCAGUACAGCGGUGUAUGGCCCUUGCACAACUGUUGAUAGAGCAGAAUUUUCCAGCCAUAGCCAUUCAUAGAGGAAUGCUGCAGGAAGAGCGACUCUCGAGGUAUCAGCAGUUCAAGGAUUUUCAAAAGAGAAUUUUGGUGGCAACAAACCUUUUUGGUCGGGGUAUGGAUAUUGAAAGAGUGAACAUUGUUUUCAAUUAUGACAUGCCAGAGAAUUCGGACACUUACUUGCACAGAGUUGCUCGUGCUGGACGAUUUGGUACCAAAGGUUUGGCAAUUACAUUUGUAAGUGAUGAAUCUGAUGCCAAGAUACUAAAUGAUGUUCAAGAUCGUUUUGAUGUGAACAUUACAGAAUUACCUGAUGAAAUUGACCUUUCAUCAUACAUUGAAGGUCGAUGAAAGUGUGGUUUUUUAUACCUGGCAAAUUCUUACGAUAGUACAACGCAGUAUUCUGCAGACUCACAAAGUUCUGUUCCACUAAUGUCAUACACUGACAUCAUUAUGCAACGGGACAUCAUGUACACGACUGAAUACCGUAUCUAAGUGUUUGUGUGGGAUUGCUUGAAAGUUGUGAAAGUGAAAUAUAGUAUUUGUCCAUUUUUCAUGUGAUAUUCUGUGCAUAUCUGUAAUAAUAGUCUCUCUAAAAUAAGUUUCUACUGUCAAUAAAGUCAAUCUUUUAAACUAUGUUACUUACAUAA
Messenger RNA from Schistocerca americana (American grasshopper), 1744 nucleotides. RefSeq names its product ATP-dependent RNA helicase WM6 (gene Hel25E). The transcript has 11 exons. Gene Ontology annotation, molecular function: RNA binding; RNA helicase activity; ATP binding. The record is from RefSeq and is a predicted model, not a curated record. The coding region runs from base 165 to 1445 and encodes 426 amino acids. Gene Ontology annotation, biological process: mRNA export from nucleus; mRNA splicing, via spliceosome. Lineage: Eukaryota; Metazoa; Arthropoda; Insecta; Orthoptera; Acrididae.